This is a messenger RNA of Fusarium verticillioides 7600, 4619 nucleotides long. RefSeq lists its product as hypothetical. Bases 1187 to 3082 code for a protein of 631 amino acids. Lineage: Eukaryota; Fungi; Ascomycota; Sordariomycetes; Hypocreales; Nectriaceae. The transcript is spliced from 3 exons. The record is from RefSeq and is a predicted model, not a curated record.
CCUAAAUGCUCCCGCCCACGCCCCUACCCAUCCCACUUUCGCUUGUGAGACCAGACAAGCUACUGUCUGAUUGGUCGUCACAGCUGUAGCUUUCUCUCCCACGCCCUCCCCUCCGCUUUCUUCACCUCGUUGCACCCCACUCCAUUCAUCUCAGGUCAGUCUUCGCGACGACGGAACACUCUCGGUCUCUUUCCAUGGCAUGAACUUGCGCUGUCUUUUUCUUGCUCUUGUUAGCUAUUUCUCUUUAGCAUCCCCUCGAUCCCAUAUUUUUGUUCAAGUGACCUGGGCUCGCUUCAUUGCUUCACCGUUACGCUUCGCGCUCAUCUGAACUACAUCUUGAAAUCCGUCUUAGUACAUCAUAGGCCGGCUUUUCGUAUAUACGACUCCCAUCUCGCCUACAUAUCGCCUUGAUCCGACCAAACAUUUCCUUCGAUCCCUCAAGCUAGCAGCCGAAACUGCGCGUCUUGCAAACGAAUCGAGGUAUCGUCCACUGGCUAUUUUGCAUCGCGCACCUAGCUAGACGUUGAUACGUUUUCGUCUUGUUCAAGGUCCAAUUGAGAAGCUCAUCAUCGGCUUAAUCAUAGUUGGUCUGCUAGUACCGCUCCAUAUUUCUAUACAUUACUUGCGCCGGGCCUCACUGCACUCAGCUGCGGUCAAUUGAAUUGCCCAGUAUUUCAGGAUCUUCUAUUCAUCUGUCUCUGCGCCUCUCAGUUCGCCCCAGGGUGUUUAAUAUUCUGUCUUGCCAACUCAAGAUUUCCCCACACAGAGGCCAUUCUAAGUUGCUGGUCACCAUCUCGACACCAAGUUGCUUUUGCGAUUCUUCCUCUCCAGUUUCUACAACUCGUUCAGUGCGCCUGCAAAGUUGCGGUUGUCUUUGCGCUGCUGACGCUUCUAAUUGCUGAAGCUGGAAUAUCUGGUAGUGGGGUGAACACUUCUUUAUUUACGGUACUAUACACAUAUCUACGCACCCAUCGCUUGUGCAGCCUGUGCCGUAUGCUUGCGCCUGCACCUACACAAUUGACACACCCACUGGCAAUACAGUUACAUAUCCAAGCAACUGGCUUAUUGGCAGGCUUUCCUGGUCUGCGAGCUGUUCUGUCCUACUUCAACCCUUCUUCUCCCUCGACUUUGAGAUAAUGGGCGUUUGAAUAGUUCUGACGCUCAUUCAACCUCUUUACCUAUCAGCAUGAAUUCUGUCGCCCACAGCAUGAUCGAGGCUUCUCCAGCUCCUGCUGCUCCGCCCAUGCAACACCAACACCAACACCAACAGCCGCAACCUCCACCGUCUCCAUCUCCAUCGCAGCCGACCUCUGUAUCCGAAACCGCUCCGACGCCAUCCCUACCUUCAAUUUCGUCGCCCUCCGCUCAGUCUGCUUCGCUGCCUGCUGUUCUCGCCGCUGCAACAGCUGUCGCAUCAGUCUCCGUCCACUCACUUGCGCAAAAUCCAGAUGAGCUUCCCCCGCUCCGCCAACCGUCGCCGACCUCGCCGGCGCAUUAUACGUUCGAACAACACCAACAGCAGCAGCAGCACCAUCAUCCUCACCACAACCUCCACCCAGUUACGCCGCCGCUGAGGAAGGACACAUGCUCCUCCAUCUCAACUCAGGCCACUAGCGCUACCUUGGCCUCCACAGAGACCAAUAACACAUCGUACAGUGCCGACACCUCUCCUAACCUGCACCAGUCCAUUUUCUCUAUAAAGGAUGGCACCGACGUCUCUAACAACCGCCGCACGAGCAGGAGACGGACCGGGCCCCUUUCUCAGCAGUCCAGAGAACGCGCUGCACUCAUUCGAAAGCUGGGUGCAUGCAUCGACUGUAGGAGGCGACGAGUCGCUUGCCACCCCAGUCAUCAUAAUAUGACAUGGGAAGACGUCGUAACCAAGUUUCAUCGCUCGCAUAGCCCGACUAUUCAGGAUAUUGCACCUUCCCUCGCCGCUGCCGGCCGACCGCUGAGCCCCGCCCCCGCGAUUGCCAAUGUCCAGGCCUUGUUCCACGAUGCUCAGGAGAUGGAUAUCGAUUCCAGUACUCCUGGCUCUAACCUGCCCGGGCGCCCUCCGUUAAGUGACACUCGAAUUCGUACUCCUUUGCCCUCAGGCCCUCGCCUCGAGAAGUCCCUGUCUUUACCUGGCAUCGAGAGCUUCAAGAACGAUCUACAAUCCAAUGUGGGGCGUAUGCUUUCCACUCCCAGUCGGGAUCGAUACAGUUCCGUGCAGGUUCUGUUCCUAUUUUGGCAAGACGACGAAGAGGUCCCAAUAAUUCAGACCGCAGUCCGGGAGCUCGCUGAGGUUUUUGAUAAGUAUUAUCGCUACAACUUCCAAGUUCAAGCUAUCCCGUCGUCCUCUGACGGCUGCAAAAGCUCAUGGAGGUGGCUAUCAAGGGCGCUCAACGAGUUUGUUGAGGACCGCGAUGAACGUGAUAUGUUGAAAAUAGUCUAUUACGCAGGACAUACAUAUCUCGAUGGCAACCGUGAGAUGGUCCUGGCAAGCUCGCGAAAUCCAGAACAAGCCUCAACAAUCCGGUGGGGUGGUAUACAGCAAACUCUCGAAGAGGCUUGUGCCGAUACGUUGAUCAUUAUGGAUGCUGCAUACUACCCAUCUUCCAGAAUGGUUCGACAACAGGGCGUCCUGGAACUGCUUGCAGCUUCGGUAUCAGAAGAGCAUUAUUACGAUCUUGAUCGCUGUGCAUUCACUCGGGCUCUUGCUGAACAACUGCGAGUCCGGGCAGCACGCUUGAGUCCUCUUUCGGCUGCCGAGUUGCAUGCGAAUUUGUUCUCUCAGUACGCCAAAAUGGUCCAAGACAAGUAUCCAGAGAAAGAAGUAUUGACCAGUUUCCCCUCACCGCUACACAUGAUGAUGUCGGGCAACUCGAGGCUUCCGUCUAUCUUUCUUUCUCCAGUGUACCAGAACAGCCCCACGCGAGGAAGUUUCUCUUCGUACGAGAACAGUCCCCAAUUACACUUGUCUAUUCGACUGGACGAUGACAACGUCGACCUCGAGAGCUGGAAUGAAUGGCUGCGACUGAUGCCGGAAGGUAUCAGGGAUGUCAAGGUCGAAGGGCCUUUCCGAGCUACAUUUAGAUGAGUAACUUUGACCAUCGACUCUAUAUUCGACUUUGCUUGAUGACACUACCGGGAAACCGAUCCCACCAGCACCUCUGUCAAUUGAGGUAGACAACUCUUGAAAUAGAGUAUGUCUGUUGAGGUUCCCCUGAAAACGGAAACGACCUCAACUUUGAAGCUGGACAUGAUCGCCAAGAUCGGACAUGGCUUUUCAGAAUUAGUCCCACCACGGCGCGCUCACAUGAAUCACUCCCCUCUCAUGCCGGAAAUGCAUUGAUUACACUCUAAUUUGAUUUGAAAUGGAAUAAAUAAUGACGAGUCCAUGAAGCACAGCACAUGGAGUCUUGGGCGGAGCAAAAAGCAAAUGGGACUCCAGUUUGAUUCGCAUAAACCGGGGUUACUUGAAGGUCGAGCCGAGGAAUUACGGCUGGAUAUCUAUGAGAAAGGAUAUUGAUCGAUAUGGAAAGUAAUUUGGCAAAAAAGCGAGAGAAAGGUGACUCAGACGACCAGAAAGAGCGAGCGUGAGACAUGUUUGUUUAUAUAUAGGCACCUGCAUAUGCAAAGGUAGCAAGCAUUCUGCAGGUCAUGUUUCAUCAAGACCCGUUGAAGCUUUGUCUCAAUUUUUGUUUCACUCAGUAAAUCGGUCGCGUCAGGCAUAUCAUAACGGAUGUCGACAUAAAAGCUUUGACUAUAACAGGCAUGUGAAAGAGCAGCACCAGGGUCUAGCAAUGCAAGUGACGAUGACGAAAUGUCCAGCAUAGAGGAAACGAUGCACGGAUACAGUGAAAUUGGUGCAUGAUGGCGAGGCCGGGACCCAGGAGGCAGGCCCAUGAGUCGUUGGGUGAUAAAGCACGGAGUCUUUUGGCGGGACCAAAGCAAAAAAGUUUGUUGUUGAUGGGGGGUUGGGUCUGGCUUGGUCUGGUCUGGUCUGGUCUUGUCUUGUCUUGUCUUAGGAGGGGGAGGAAUUGGGAGUGAAAUAUUGGGCUCUGACUGAGUCUGGGUCGAGUAGAGGUAGUCUGAUUGACAAUUCAACUCUCGGCCUCGUUGUUCAAAUGCCAACGUAACAAUGCGACAUUUCUUGAAUCAAAUGAUAGGCGGUAAAGCAUGCCACAUCAUGGAUGACCACCCUACCUGCUAGGACCUUGCCUUGCCUUACCUAGGUACAAACGGGAACGGAUAUGGAUAUGGAUGUACGUUGACUGAAAAUCUGAACGAUGGAGCUUGCAAGGGUGACAUGUCGUUCAUUGCGAACCCCACUAGAGGACAAACAAGCUGCGUGGAUAUUGGAUGAUGGGCAGCAAAUUCAGACCCGAAAGAUCCCAUGCUAAAGUGCGGUAAGGCCGUCAAUUGACCCUCUGGCACCUUUUACUUACCCAAAGUAUACGGAGGAGGAACAGGAAACAGUAAAUCGAAAUGCAAAUCACGGCACGGCCCAGCCAUUUCAUUUUAUCACCGAGGUGACCGCCUGAGAAAAUUAUCACAGCCUGGUGAUAAGUGUUGGUGGUUAGCUGUUUAGCGCAUGGUAUGGUGGCCUACCUAAUCUGGAGCUGGACUGGAGC